This is a messenger RNA of Closterium sp. NIES-67, 343 nucleotides long. The record is from the annotation of a GenBank genome assembly. Lineage: Eukaryota; Viridiplantae; Streptophyta; Zygnematophyceae; Desmidiales; Closteriaceae.
CUGGGAGUUUGUCAAACAGAUGCGGAUUCUCAACCGGUACAACCUCGACCACAUCGUGAACGCCGACCAAACCCCCCUCUUCAUCGAAAUGCCCCAGGAGAGGACGUUGGAGCACAGAGGCUCCCCUGAGACGAGCGCAGACAAUGCAGAGACUGCAUCAGCAGCAGCAGCAAGUGUUGAUGUGUGGCCGGCAGAAGGCAUUGCAGAGGAGGAUGACGACAACUGCUGGUGGGAUGAGCUUGCAGAUGGGAGCGACGUCGAGAUGUGGCAGGCUGGUGAUGAGGAGCCUGAGGAGGACGACUAGAGCAGUGGCAGAGGCAUGAGUAUCUGGCGUAGUGUAAGG